AUGCCUCAGUGGUACGGCCUAUCGGGUGGACGCCCUGCCACCGUCCGCCUCAAACUGGCUGCACCAUGGAUUGUUUCGACGAUGCAGACCGCGGCACAAGUCCUACUCGGCGAUCCGUUGCCGCCAGCCCGACUGGAGGAAAAGCGCCUGUGCACGUGUCCGGAUGUGAACUUUUUGAUUCUGAGAACGUCGGUCGCGUUCGCAUUNCUGGUCAGUGUGGUCAUUCUCUUCCUGGCCGCGCAUAAACUGCAGUGCUUGUAUCGACCCCGAAUGCAAUCUAACAGUCCUGAAUUGCCUGGUCUCACUAAAUGCAAUUGGUCCAAUCUAUGCAAUCGUGGUCGCCGCGUCAGAGCGAAUCCUGAUUCAGGUGAUCAUGGUGCUGUAUAUCCAAACCGACCAGCCAUUCAAGAUAAAAGCGAAAAAUCCAUGAUUGCGACAAACGGUGAAUUCAACACGGUUUUACGAACCUCUCAUUCGGCUCUAACACACCCGUUGGAUACCAGUCAGUGCUUGUCAUUAUCUCAGCCAAUACCACUAUCACCAUGUUAUCAGCCGAAUUUCCGAUGUCAACCAAGUGGACACGCUCAAGGCUCCGGCUCGUCAGACACCGGAAUCUCCAGUCAAACUACAGAUGAGAAUGACGAUGUUCUUAAUCUGAAGCGUACAACUGUCAGUGUGUCCAGCUCCGCUAUGCCCAAUCUGGACAAGAUCGCCAGUUCCCCUUAUGGUACGUUAGUUGGCCUCUUAGAGUCCAACCAGGUGGACCAGAUAAGCACAAAACCCGUGACUGUAAUGGAUCAUUUCUGUCCCCAGCAUGGUCAUGUGACCUUAUCGUUACAACCGGAGGGGAACUUUAAAAGCACCCUAUCCCCAGUAGUGGAACAUGAACCCCUCAGUACAACAAAUUGUGUGAAAGUAGACAAGAACGCAUACGUGUAUACCAGUACGGAUUUGCUAUCCACUACAAAGAUCGAACUGAAUCCGAUUGCCCAAUCAGAUCCAACUAGCCCACUACUUCCUCUCUCCCCAUCUGAGUCGAAGCAGGCGUUAAAAAUGGAUAAUGACGAGGAUGUAUUAAAUGAGUCCCCUCUACGGAGUACAUUUCACAUGGAAGAGAAACAAACCAGAUCAAACAAUGCGAUAUCCGCCAAUCAAUACUAUUUGGAACAGACAUCAAUCAAGUUGAAUAUGAUAACAUGUGCAUUGUCCAUUGCUUUAUGGGCUCCAUUCAUCACGGCAUCCUUAGCACAUAUUCUGUUGAGUACAACACGAUUUAAUCGCCUCAUCUCAGUGAGCACAUUAAUUCAAUUCAAAUGGCUUUCUUACAUGUCCUCAAUAGCUUACCUAAUCGGAUAUCUGAUCGUAGAUCGACAACUGUGCCGAUUGGUACUGCAACAAUGUCGAUUCCAAAGAAGACGAUCGCACGAGGAACCGUCGAUCUCAGUUCCUCCAGCUGCAUAUUCCUGCUUGAAUCCAUCUAACGGUCGAUAA
This is a messenger RNA of Echinostoma caproni, 1491 nucleotides long. The record is from the annotation of a GenBank genome assembly. NCBI's taxonomy places the organism in Eukaryota, Metazoa, Platyhelminthes, Trematoda, Plagiorchiida, Echinostomatidae.